AUGUCCGCUUUCCGCCCCAACGAUCCGAGCUUCUCGACCAAGGCCCUUCACGAAGGUCAAGAGCCCGAGCAAUGGAACUCUAUGGCCGUGGUGCCUCAUAUCUCCAUGUCUACCACGUUCAAGCAACAGGGACCGGCUGAUUUCAAGAAGUAUGAGUACGGACGAUCGGGAAAUCCCACCCGCGAUUGCUUGGAAGCGUGCUUGGCGAGUUUGGAUGGGGCUAAGUAUGCCGUGACCUUUUCCUCGGGUUUGGCUGCCACCACUUCCUUGACCCACUUGUUGAAUGCUGGAGACCAUAUUGUGUCCAUGAACGAUUUGUAUGGCGGAACCAACCGAUAUUUCCGGCAAGUGGCGGCCAGGAUGAACAUCGAGACGUCUUUUGUUGAUGCCACUGACCCCCAAAAGAUCAAAGAGGCUCUGCGACCCAACACCAAGAUGGUCUGGGUGGAGACCCCGUCCAAUCCUACUUUGAAAGUGACCGAUAUCAAGGCCGUGGCAGAUAUUGUCCACGCUCAACCUGGAGUGUUCUUGGUGGUUGAUAACACCUUCGAGUCGGCUUAUUUCCAGCGACCUCUGGAGUUGGGGGCCGACAUCACGUACUAUUCCUUGACCAAAUACAUGAACGGUCAUAGCGACGUUAUCAUGGGAUCAAUCGCCUUGAACGAUUCCGAUCUCCACGAUCGGAUCAGAUUCCUGCAAAAUGCCAUUGGACCCGUGCCAUCACCCUUCGAUUGCUAUCUCGUGAACCGGAGUCUGAAAACCUUGAAUAUCCGUAUGGAGGAGCAUCAAAAGAAUGCCCUCGUGGUUGGAGAGUUCCUGGAAAAACACCCGUGCGUGGAAUCCAUCCGUCAUCCGGGUCUGCCGUCUCAUCCCCAACACGAUUUGGUGAAGAAGCAACAAUACGGACACUCCGGAAUGAUCUCGUUCUACUUGAAGGGUAAAUUGCCCGAAUCGCGAAAGUUCCUGUCUCAAUUGCAAUUGGUGACUCUGGCAGAGAGUUUGGGCGGGUACGAAUCUUUGGCCGAGCUACCAUAUUUAAUGACCCACGCCUCCAUUGCUGAAAAGGAACGAGUGGCUUUGGGCGUCACCGAGAAUCUCAUUCGAGUAUCUGUGGGUCUGGAGAACCCCGAGGACCUCAUCAAGGAUUUGGACCAGGCUCUUCGAUUCGCUUGCGAUGUUUGAACGGAAGAAACGGAAAGAACAAGAAAGCCACCUGGGUGUUUGUUGUAAAGCAUCAUUUUUCAUGAAAUAUAACGCGUUCAUUCGAACGGA
Messenger RNA from Tigriopus californicus, 1272 nucleotides. Its product is annotated as cystathionine gamma-lyase-like. Gene Ontology annotation, cellular component: cytoplasm. Gene Ontology annotation, biological process: transsulfuration. Gene Ontology annotation, molecular function: pyridoxal phosphate binding; cystathionine gamma-lyase activity. Bases 1 to 1182 code for a protein of 393 amino acids. NCBI's taxonomy places the organism in Eukaryota, Metazoa, Arthropoda, Copepoda, Harpacticoida, Harpacticidae. The transcript is spliced from 4 exons. The record is from RefSeq and is a predicted model, not a curated record.